Messenger RNA from Pieris rapae (cabbage white), 1327 nucleotides. Its product is annotated as putative ribosome-binding factor A, mitochondrial. The transcript has 7 exons. The record is from RefSeq and is a predicted model, not a curated record. NCBI's taxonomy places the organism in Eukaryota, Metazoa, Arthropoda, Insecta, Lepidoptera, Pieridae. Gene Ontology annotation, biological process: rRNA processing. Bases 153 to 1169 code for a protein of 338 amino acids.
AUAUGAAUCCAUCAUCAUGAGUGAUGAGAUCAUAAAUUUAAUGAUGCGAGCUUGAAUUUUAGCAUUUUAAAGAUUCGUUUAAGUGCUGAAACGUGACAAAUUUAUCUUAAUUUUGUAUUUAGUUGUAAAUUUUAGUAUAUACAACUACAAUAAUGUUUCUUCGAUUUUACAGUACUUCUUGUGUGGUAUACAGCAUGAAGAAACAAGGAAUAAAGUUACAUAAAAUGUUAAAUCCCAAAAAUAAACGGCAGUGGUAUCCCUCACAGGCUCCAGAUUUAAAUAUACUUCCCACACUCAAUACAUUGACUAAAACUCAAAAAGUUCCUGAUAAUCAAGGAAUACGCAGAGUAGCUGUUUUAAAUAAACUAUUUAUGAAACACAUAACUGAUAUAAUGUCAACUGGCACAGUUUCAAUGAAUAUUAUUGGACGAGGAAUAGAAAUAUCUAAGGUCAGUGUUGCAAAAGACUUCAAAACCAUCAAUAUUUUCUGGAUAUGUAAAGGCGAUGCCAGUGAUGAAGAGACAGAUAAACUAUUGCAGUCAAUUGCAGGGCCCCUGAGACAUGAGCUAUCUACCCUCAGACUUAUGGGAGAAGUACCAUACAUAUAUUUUGUAAAAGAUAAGCAAGAAUCUCUGAUUGUUGAUAUUGACAAACGGUUACUGCAAGCUGAUUAUGGUGAGAACUACACUCCAACUGAUAUAGGGGAGCUAUUAAAAUCUGAAUUUACAUUAAAUUUGAAGUUAUCACCAGAAACAAAAGCAAAAAUAAAGCAAUUAGAAGACAGUCAAGAAAUAAUUGAGGACCCUAUACCAGAAAUGACAAAUUCUGUGUAUGGUUUAGAUCAUACAAAAAUUAUGAAUAGGUUGUUAGCAGCACGAAAGAGAAGUAAAGAAGCCUGGGAGAACCUGGAAUCAGAGUCACCUGUAAUAUCAUAUCGCACUACAAACACAUCUCACUCUAACAUUGAUCUCAAGGAGCAAAAGAAGGAAAUAGCAGAGUUUCUGAUUAAGCGACAGAUCCUUCACAACAAGUUACAGAGGGAAAAACGAAAGAAAGACGAUACACAUGUUGAACUUGAAAAAAUUGAAGAAAGAAAUGAGGAUAUAUACGAAUUUUGCGAUGACUACGAUGAUAGUUACGAUAUAGAGUAUAGUUCUGAAAAACAAUAAAUUGAAGUGAUAAGGACAAAAGAUUGGUACUUUAGGCUUAUUGUACCUUUGUAGAAAAGACUUAACUUGUAUAUAAAUGUAAAAUUAUUAGAGAAUAAUAAUAUAAUAUUUAGUUAAAAAGAUGUGAAUUGAUACAAAUACAAAAGUAUUCACAACCA